Molecule: messenger RNA, 1140 nt
Organism: Metarhizium acridum CQMa 102
Lineage: Eukaryota; Fungi; Ascomycota; Sordariomycetes; Hypocreales; Clavicipitaceae
Source: RefSeq, a predicted model, not a curated record
AUGGAGGCCGUGGGCGCUACAGCCGCCAGCUGCAGCAUCCUUAAUCUGCUCGUGAAGGCCGCCAAGCAAGUCAUUUUGUUGAUAAGUGAUGAGUGCCCUGAUCUGUAUGCCGUGCGCGACGGGGUGAAGUCUCUGGUAGUGCAACUGAAACUCCUUCAGAGGGACCAGGAAAUGCACCCCGAGCUGGCCAAGAACGUACCCUUGUUGCUUGACAAUUGCCUCUGCGUCCAGAAUGACCUGGAGGACCUCAAGCGCGAAUUCCUUGCAAACUCGGCAAAGUGGACUAUUUACGGCAAGGAAAAGCUUGCUAGUCUUCAAAGUCGGCUGCAAACGUUUACGAGUUCCUGUGAAGUCAUGUUCCAGGGACUGAAUAUCGAACAGUCGCGAUCUUGGAAAAAGUCCAUUGACGACAUGAUGGAACGGUCCAAACCGCGCAGCUCAAUGCUCUCGCUCUAUCCAGAAGCAGAAUCCGCGAAUGCAGCAACUAGGGCGCCAGUCGGAGACGCAUUGCCUCACAUCAUUAGCACUCACGGCGCGGCCCUCCGAAACACCAAGACAUGGAGAAGCGACGAUGCAAGCCCAAGCCCGGGAUCUGGGGUCACGAAGGCCGUUACUGGAAGCACACAAUCCAGCUCAGUUCCCGGCAGAGACCUCAUGGAUGCCGCGCAUCUACGUGCCCUGGGUGUCCUCGCUCGUCGCUCCGUCGGACCUGCUGAGUCGACACUUGAGGAGUGCAACCAGACAUUGCAAGCAUUAAUGGACUUGCAAUCGAAGCAUGAGAAGCUCCUGGAGAAUGAUGCCGGCGCGCAAACGGCCGUGGACGGCGCCAUCGCUGCGCUUCAAGCGGCACUGGAUCGAGUGAGACCCGGGGUCGAGUCUUGCGUCAAAGACCCAGAGAGGCCGCUGAAGAGCAUUCUCAAUCAAAUCAAGUGGUUGUCCCACGACAGAAAAAUGUUCAAAAAGCACCUUCCAGACAUGGUUGACAAGUAUGACAAGGCGCUACUUCAGAUCGGCUCCUUGGAACGGAUGGCGACCGACGCCGCAAGCCGAGAGGCGGCUGACAUGCUUCGACAGAGGGUAAAAAUGGUCGAGAAGGAGGCUGAGGGUCUUGAGCGCUUGAAUUCUUUCAUGGGUCAUUAG